Fulvia fulva is the source of this 312-nucleotide messenger RNA. RefSeq lists its product as uncharacterized. Lineage: Eukaryota; Fungi; Ascomycota; Dothideomycetes; Mycosphaerellales; Mycosphaerellaceae. The coding region runs from base 1 to 312 and encodes 103 amino acids. The transcript has a single exon. Gene Ontology annotation, molecular function: oxidoreductase activity. The record is from RefSeq and is a predicted model, not a curated record.
AUGAACAGCCAAGAUGGCCAUCGCCAUGCCGAAGCGAGACGUCGAGACGUCAAGACGACUCUCAACUACUGGGAACCCCAGCCAGGCAACAAAGUGCGGACCGACUUCCGCAAACCAGGCGCCGAAACCUCCUACGACGAACGAGAAAACAACCAACUCCCAACCCCCGUCACCAUCCACGACGUCCGUGGCCACGAAUCAACCUUCACCCUAGAACAGAACGGUUUCCAAUACGUCCCCGACCGCGCUCCAGAUUUCUCCCACUGCCGCUCCGAAGAAGAAAUCUCCGCCAUCCUGGACGCGUCUACGUAA